AUGAUGCCUAAGGAGAAGCCGCUGUGGAAGGGCUUCGCGUUCCGCCUCUGCCUGCUCUCGGCCGCGGUCUUCCUCUGCCUGCAGCUGGGGCUGAGGCGCUCCUGCGCCCCGGCGGAGAAGGCGGGAGCAGCUGCGGCCGGGGCGCUGCCCGCCCGGGGCACAGAGCAGCGCCUAGGGCCGGCCCGCAGCAGCCGCAAGGACGAAGUGGAGGCGCACCUGGCGCCGGGGGCGGGGCGGCCGGAGGCGGCGACCGCCAGCAGGAGGCGGGUGACCUACCUGAGAAGCAGCCGCAGAAGGAGCUCGGAGCCCGCCUGCUGCCCCCUGCAGACCCUGGGCAGCAGCCGCAGGAAGGUAGGGCCCUGUGAGACUAUACGAUGGCACGUAGACCUGCAGCCUUGGGCAAGUCCAACUCCUUCCCUGAAUUAUGAGGCCUUGAGGUUCCUGAAGUAUAUCACCACACCUCAGAUUUCAUGUGAACAUAUGAAUAUGAACAGCCUGACAGAUAACUCUAAAACCAUAAAGAAGCCAUGGUCAAUCUGUCUUGAUGACAGGUUCAGUUUAGUUCAUCGAAUCAAAAGCAAGCAAUGCCGUCUCUAUUCACUUGGACUGAGCAGUGAUGAUAACCAGUUUGAGAUCAGCAUGGCCAACAGUGGAUGUGAGGUGCAUCGAUUUGAUCCUAGUAUCAAAUCAGCUCAUAUUCAGGAGGGACAACACCUCUGGAACCAUCGCCUGUCCAUUGACUGGAGAGAUCCCAAUCCGGCAAUUGCUGCUCAUAAACUACGCAGCCAUACAAAAAAGCUUGGCACCAUCUUGAAUGAAUUUGGACACCAGAAGAUUGAUGUCCUCAAGGCAGAUAUGGAAAGUGCGGAGUGGAAAAUUUUGGAAAACCUGAUUCUGGAUGACAUUGUUGAACAGAUAGGACAAUUGGUCUUUGAAGUCCACAUUCAUUGGCCUGGAUUUGAGGUCAGUGGCAAUGACAGCACGGUGGUCCGAUACUGGUACAGUCUUCUCAAAGAAUUAGAACUGAAGGAUUUCAGGCUUUUUCACACUUACAAAGACUUAUUGAAACCACAGAUGUUUCUGAAGAAGGAAGCCUUCAAUGCAAGUAGCUGUUACACACUAAGCUGGGUGAACACAAGAUGGAAAUAG
Messenger RNA from Emys orbicularis (European pond turtle), 1149 nucleotides. RefSeq names its product methyltransferase like 24 (gene METTL24). The coding region runs from base 1 to 1149 and encodes 382 amino acids. The record is from RefSeq and is a predicted model, not a curated record. NCBI's taxonomy places the organism in Eukaryota, Metazoa, Chordata, Testudines, Emydidae. The transcript is spliced from 5 exons.